Messenger RNA from Hippopotamus amphibius kiboko, 987 nucleotides. RefSeq names its product barttin CLCNK type accessory subunit beta (gene BSND). Gene Ontology annotation, biological process: chloride transport. Gene Ontology annotation, molecular function: chloride channel regulator activity. NCBI's taxonomy places the organism in Eukaryota, Metazoa, Chordata, Mammalia, Artiodactyla, Hippopotamidae. The transcript has 4 exons. The coding region runs from base 28 to 987 and encodes 319 amino acids. The record is from RefSeq and is a predicted model, not a curated record. Gene Ontology annotation, cellular component: basolateral plasma membrane.
GCACAGACCAGGCCUGGCCAGGCAGCCAUGGCUGAUGAGAAGACCUUCCGCAUCGGCUUCAUCGUGCUGGGGCUCUUCCUGCUGGCCCUUGGCACGUUCCUCAUGAGCCACGACCGGCCUCAGGUCUACGGCACCUUCUACGCCAUUGGCGGCGUCAUGGUGAUUGGGGGUGUCAUCUGGAGCAUGUGCCAGUGCUACCCCAAGAUCACCUUCGUACCUGCUGACUCUGACUUCCAAGGCACCCUGUCCCCGAAGGCACUGGGCCUGCUGGAGAACAGGCUCGCUGCUGAGAUGAAGAGCCCCCAGCCCUCCUACGUCAGGCUGUCGGAGGACGCCACCUAUGACCAGAGCCUGCCCGACGUCAGCCACAUCCAGAUGAAGGUCACGGGCUACCAUGAAGACCCCCGCCCCAUCCUGGCCCCUGAACCGGAACGGCCACAGCCAGGAGACAGGGAUGGAGGAGAAGUCGGCCCGCGCGACCCUCAGGGCUGGUUGGAAGCCGCGGUGGUCAUCCACAGGGGCUUGGACCAGGACGAGAGAGAAAGAGACCCAAGUCAGGGCAGGCCCAGCCCCCCGACCUGUCCCCAGGGCCCUGCACCCUUGGCUUCCUUCCAAGAUGACCUGGACGUGGGCUCCAGUGAGGGCAGCAGCCCCAACCCGUCUCCACCUGAGGGGGCGGAGCCUCGGCCAGCACCACCAGAGCCCUGGGCCUGCAGGUGCCGGCUGGACCACUUCCACGACUUUGCCCUGAUUGAUGCCCCCACAUCGGAGGAUGAGGCUCCAGAGAAGCAGCGGCAGGAGGUGGCCCUGCCCAGCUCCUGGCAGUGGUCCCCAAGGACAAAGGAGGAGGAAGAGGAGGAGGCUUUGGACGCAGGCGCAGAAGAGCUGGAGCAGGAAGAGGCAGACUUAUACUAUGGGCUUCCCGACAGCCCCAGGGACCCCCUCCCAGACAAGGAACUGGGCUUUGAACCUGAUGCCCAGGGCUGA